GUCUUACCCUAAUGUAAGAUGGUGGCCCGUCUGGCUGUGGAACCCACCGAAAGCUGAGAGUCUCUCUCUCAGCCGUAAAGGUCGGACUCGCUGAAGCAAUCAGGCCCGUUUCUGAAGAGUUUUUUCCUCGACACUCGUUCAGUGGUCUCCUGUGAGGACGCGGCAACGCGUGGAGUCGGAUAAGGGAAAAGCGAGGCAAGGCAGGCGGGUCUUCGAAGUUCUACAGUUUAGUUCCUAGCGCUGAACCUCCUUCUCCCUUAAAUUAUUAUAAACUUUUGCUGCUGUUUAAUAAACGUGAAGAUGUCUCGCAGUCCUGAUGUGAAGGAAGACCCUGUGGAAUGUCCUCUUUGCAUGGAGCCCUUGGAGAUAGAUGAUAUCAACUUUUUCCCUUGCACCUGUGGCUACCAGAUUUGCCGAUUUUGUUGGCAUCGAAUUCGCACUGAUGAAAAUGGGCUUUGUCCUGCAUGCAGAAAGCCAUAUCCAGAAGACCCAGCAGUUUAUAAACCACUCUCCCAGGAAGAACUGCAAAGGAUAAAGAAUGAGAAAAAACAGAAACAAAAUGAGAGAAAACAGAAAAUAUCAGAAAAUCGCAAACAUUUGGCUAGUGUACGUGUUGUACAAAAAAACCUCGUCUUUGUUGUAGGUCUGUCUCAGCGCCUAGCAGACCCAGAGGUUUUAAAACGACCAGAAUAUUUUGGGAAGUUUGGUAAAAUACAUAAAGUUGUCAUCAAUAAUAGCACAUCAUAUGCAGGCUCACAGGGUCCAAGCGCCAGUGCUUACGUAACCUAUAUCCGGUCGGAAGAUGCUCUCAGAGCCAUACAGUGUGUCAACAAUGUGGUGGUAGAUGGCAGAACACUUAAGGCAUCUCUAGGUACAACAAAAUACUGCAGUUACUUCUUAAAGAAUAUGCAGUGUCCAAAGCCUGACUGCAUGUACCUACAUGAAUUGGGGGACGAGGCGGCCAGCUUCACAAAAGAGGAAAUGCAGGCGGGUAAACACCAAGAAUAUGAACAGAAGCUACUUCAAGAAUUAUAUAAAUUAAACCCCAAUUUUCUUCAACUGUCUACGGGUUCAGUUGAUAAGAAUAAGAACAAAGUGACGCCACUGCAGAGGUAUGAUACCCCCAUUGACAAACCUUCCGAUUCUCUCAGCAUAGGGAAUGGUGAUAAUUCCCAGCAGAUAUCUAACAGUGAUACACCUUCACCACCACCUGGUUUAUCAAAAUCCAAUCCAGUCAUCCCUAUCAGUUCAUCCAAUCACAGUGCACGGUCUCCUUUUGAAGGGGCAGUAACUGAGUCACAGUCGUUAUUCUCAGACAAUUUCCGCCAUCCCAACCCUAUCCCAAGUGGGCUUCCUCCUUUCCCCAGUUCCCCACAGACAUCCAGUGACUGGCCUACAGCACCAGAACCACAGAGCCUCUUCACAUCAGAAACAAUCCCAGUAUCGUCUUCUACAGACUGGCAAGCAGCAUUUGGCUUUGGUUCUUCUAAACAACCAGAGGAUGACUUGGGUUUUGAUCCCUUUGAUGUCACUCGAAAAGCCUUAGCAGACCUGAUUGAAAAGGAACUGUCAGUCCAAGACCAACCUUCCCUUUCGCCCACAUCUCUUCAGAACUCCUCUUCACACACUACAACCACCAAAGGUCCGGGCUCUGGAUUCCUACAUCCUGCUGCACCUACAAAUGCCAACUCGAGUCUCAAUAGUACCUUUUCAGUCUUGCCACAGAGGUUCCCUCAAUUUCAGCAGCACCGAGCAGUUUAUAAUUCAUUCAGUUUUCCAGGCCAGGCAGCCCGCUAUCCUUGGAUGGCCUUUCCACGCAAUAGCAUCAUGCACUUGAACCACACAGCAAAUCCCACCUCAAAUAGUAAUUUCUUGGACUUGAAUCUCCCGCCACAGCACAACACAGGUCUGGGAGGGAUCCCUAUAGCAGGGGAAGAAGAGGUGAAGGUUUCGACCAUGCCACUGUCAGCCUCUUCCCAUUCAUUACAACAAGGACAGCAGCCUACAAGUCUCCACACUACUGUGGCCUGACAACAGAACUGAGAGGAGAGGAUUAGACUCUGGGGUGCUUGCAUGGGCAACCGGAUUUUUGCAUGAUUCCUUUCUGAUUUUGCAUUUAAUGUAUACACCCAAAAGAGCCAAUAUAAACGUUCCUCAUGCCUACAACUAGUGUGUUACCUCAUAGUUGCUAAAGUAUUUCUUCAUUAGGCCUUUAACACAGUUUAUUAGCUUAAUAAUUUUGGCAUUGUUUCUCAUGAGUGAUACUAUUUUUUAACUCACACAAAUAAACUUGUAGUACUAAUUAAGAUCCCAGGUGAGAUUAGCUAGAAUUGUUAUUUUGGCUCUAUUAUUGAAAAUAUUCAAAGAUAAUGGUAGUUCCUUGUUUUCUGAUUUGUGAAAAAAUGGUAAUAUCCUAAUAUAUUCAUGAAAAUUUGAAAGUUAAGAAGAUAAUGUCUUGCAUUCUUUGACUACUUGAGAAGAAAGAAUACAUAUAAAACAAAAUUGGUGGUGUCAUUUAAUGCUCAGAAGGAUGUUGUCAGCAAUUGUUUGUAGUUGUAUGGAUUUAUCCUAUAUUAUGCAUUUCAUGUUUAGAAACUGUCUUUGUUCUCUCUCAUUUGCACAUUUGCACUUUCUUUUUGAAUGGUUGUUAAUUAUAUAGAGACGCUUAAGAGAUCAUUAUUAUAGACUAAAUGCAAUAUAAUCUCUUUUCUAAUGCACUGCCUAGUAUACCGGGAAAUGCCUCAGAAACAGAAUUUCAACUUACAGUUGAUUUAUCAGAAACUUGAAUAUGGGGUAAAUAUUGUAUGUCAGAAGCAACCAUAGUAGUGUAACAUUUUUAUUGGAAAAACGGUAGUUCUGUGGGAUAUUUGUUUGGAAAUCUCAUUGUUUCACAAUUGAAGUGUGAUAAUAAAACUAUAUUACAAGUA
Molecule: messenger RNA, 2927 nt
Organism: Balaenoptera ricei (Rice's whale)
Lineage: Eukaryota; Metazoa; Chordata; Mammalia; Artiodactyla; Balaenopteridae
Gene: CNOT4
Product: CCR4-NOT transcription complex subunit 4
Exons: 11
Coding region: 301-2031 (576 amino acids)
Biological process (GO): protein ubiquitination
Cellular component (GO): CCR4-NOT complex
Molecular function (GO): ubiquitin-protein transferase activity; metal ion binding; RNA binding
Source: RefSeq, a predicted model, not a curated record